CCAAUACCUGCUUUUCCCUCCUUUUCUCGUCUCCUUUUCGUUCCUCUCCAUAGGUAAAAUUGCAGUGACCAUGUCAGCAGAAAGUCCAGGGGAGAAGAAAAGUGGCCUGCGAGCCUUUUUCGCCCACGCCCUCCGGCCCAAGAAAUCCCGCCAGGUCCUCCGCAAAGGCUAUAGCGCAUCCACGCCGGAUCUGCGAGGAGCAGCAGGCCUGCACCGACCCAGCACCACCAGUGAAGAUGUGCCGCCACUGCCCUCCCUCACCCUGCUAGAAGCCCAUCGAUUGAAAUACCGCGAAAUAAACGCCAACAAAGACUCCCAGCUGGGUGAAAGCCGCGACCAUACCGCCAUCCUCCAUACCAUCGGCGACCAGGACUUCAACCGGUACGACCCCUAUGGCCUCGACAGUGAAUACGACAACCGGCCCCCCGGUGAGCCUCAGAUCGCCAGUUGGCCCUCGCAGCUCUGGAUGCACCUUGCGACAGACUACCUCACGCCAGCCGAUACGGCCAGCCUCGCCUUCUCCAGCAAAACCCUAUACCUCCGCCUCCAAGCACUCGACCCGUUCUACGUCCUCUCCCUCCCCGAGUACCAUACGCAGCGCGUCAACUUCCUCACGACACAAGACCGCUACCUCCCACACCAUCUCCUCUGUAUCCCCUGCGGCCGCUUCCACCUCCGCACGCAGCCGGGCCAUGAGAAGCUCCAACCGGCCGACACACUCAACCCGCUCUUCCGCUGCCCGGAAGCCCGCAACCCACUCAACCCUCCCCCACGACACCGGAUCACCCACAACCGCACGCUGCCCUACACCUUCGUGCAGCUGGCGCUGCGGGCGCACCGCUUCACGCCGGACCACGGGAUCCCGUUCACAACGCUCUCGCGUCGCUGGCGCCGCACCGAGUGGUCGCACCAAACACGCUUCCAGAUCCACAACAACCACCUCCUGAUGCGCGUGACGUCCACCCGGUUCGCCGACCCGGGCCUCCCGCCGUCUACGGUGCGUCUCCUCCUCUACUCGCGCGAGGACUACGUCCCCUACUUCUCCGUCUGCGCCCACUGGCGCGACGGUAACCUCAUGGCCGCCUGCAAGUGCGCCCUCUCCCACAUCCCCGUCCCGCGCGACACCUCCGCCCUCCAGGGCCUCGAGCACCGCGCCAAGGACAUCAUGCACCGCCGCGCCUACAACCCCAACGCCCUAACCACGCUCUGCGGCAAGUGCCGUCCCAUGCGCCGCUGCCCCGAGUGUCCCUCCGAGUACCUCAUCGAGGUCAAGCUGACCGAGGACCGCUCCCCCGACAGCGCAGGCGGUGCCCCGAACCUGCGCUUCCGGCACGCCAUUGUCGUCACGCGGUGGUGUGACCUGGGCGAUGGCACCGCGCCGUCCCUGUCGCGGGAAUGGGCCGCUUGCUGUGGCACCGAUGGCUCUGCCCCCACGCAGAAGACCCAGGGGGGUAUGCCCAAAGUCUACCAAGACCCGGAAGGCGUGAUUGAAUCAAACGGUGAGGGAGCCACCACCACCACCACCACCACCAUCCCGCCCAGGAUUUACGACUCCUUCAAGGCGAUCGGCAAGCGGUCAAUUUCCGGUACUUUUGAGAGUAUGAUCUCUGAUGAUACACUGCCGGGUCAGCGUAUCAUAUCGAUGAAUCCAUCCGGGAAGAAGUUGGGCGAGGAGGGCAAUUCGUGGUACUGAGUGAUGGGGCGGGGGACCCCCCUCCCAAAGAAGCUUUCUGUGAUCUUGAAAUGGGUAUAGUGGUCGAUCGGUUGGUUGAUUGGUUGGUCAACUGGGUUGGGGACAAAGCAGGUGUUCGUUUCAUUUUCUCUCUCGUGGCGGUAGUGGUGGUGUUAUGGGGCGUUUUGGAUUGAGAUCCGGGGUCGGUGAAGGAACCUUUUGUCAGGGUGAUUUGACUGUUAUGAAAAGCAUUGUUUUCGAGCUUGCAAGGUUAUAAUCAGGUACUAUAUGGGUGCGAUAGCCCCCGUUCUUGCUACUAAUUUGAGCGAAAAUCGGUAGUCGCUUAGCAGGGCGAAUGUAAUAGAC
Molecule: messenger RNA, 2038 nt
Organism: Aspergillus saccharolyticus JOP 1030-1
Lineage: Eukaryota; Fungi; Ascomycota; Eurotiomycetes; Eurotiales; Aspergillaceae
Exons: 1
Coding region: 71-1693 (540 amino acids)
Source: RefSeq, a predicted model, not a curated record